Peronospora matthiolae is the source of this 738-nucleotide messenger RNA. The record is from the annotation of a GenBank genome assembly. NCBI's taxonomy places the organism in Eukaryota, Oomycota, Peronosporomycetes, Peronosporales, Peronosporaceae.
AUGAUCCCUACUGGAGGGCGAGCAUCUCUUCCGAGAUGGCCGAAGGGAUUGACACCUUGUAAUCCCUGUACUCGCGUUCGGGAAGGUCGUUCUCCGACGGCUAUUCUUCGAACGCAGCGGGCGGGUCUCGUCAUAUUGCUCGACGAGACCAAUGACGUCAACAAUCAGCUGGGAACGAGGCUUCCGGCUGUCCCACGCCGGUGGAUAGCCACGCCAGCGGACGAGGUAACUCGUCCGGACGCCAUUUACAUCGCGGUGGUUCAAAUAACGCUCCACUACAUUGACCACCUCUUGAUUCCACCAAAGGAUGUGGUGGCGGCGGGAACACCUGAUCCGUCACGAGGUCCGGAUCAACUUGAUGUUCAAGAGCUGAAGCGUGUAUCGGAUAAACUAGACGACGUCCUGACUCGUGAACGGACUCGGCGUUAUGAGCUUCAUGAUCUUGUAAGAGAUAAUUACAAUUCCUUAACGCACGAUCGCUCGGACGAUUUUGCCGCGUUUGCGUUCGCACAACUAAAGGACGAACGUUCGACUCGUUCUCUUCGUGACGAGCUGGCUGCAGCUCGCCGAGACAUCGCUGAGCUGCGUGAGCAGGUCGCUCCGCUAGUCGAUCAGACUGGCUCGUUGAAACGGGACCACUCGAAGGUGGUCUCGGCUCUCGACCGCGGAGGAUUUCUUCACAUCUCGAAACGGGCUCGCACUUAUAGUACGGGCGGAGACGACCAACGUAAAACGUAG